GUGUGUUGUCUUCAUAUGUUUUUUGAAUUAUGUUUUCAGGUGCGGUUUAAUUUAACUGCAUACAACAACCACGUAAUUUCUCUCUCUACUGGUUGACCUUCUGUCGUUUACGGGCUCUUGCGUGAAGGAUAGGCUACAUCGCAAUUAAGAGUGCACAACUGGCACGGAGAUGGGACUCCAAGUUCUGCUGUACUGGCCAAAUAUUAUCGGAUACGUUAGGAUCGGCCUUGUGAUUGGUGCAUGGGCUUCCCGAGGGACACCAGCACUCUUUGUCCCUCUUUACUCAACCCACAUAGCACUGGAUGGAGUGGACGGCUGGAUGGCCCGCAGGCUGGGCCAGACCUCCAGGUUUGGUGCCUGGCUGGACGUAGUGGUGGACAACCUGGGCAGAGGCAUGCUGUGGAGUCUGCUGUUUGAGUGGGGUUGGCUGGUGGCGACCGUGGAGUGGUGUGUGUUUGUGUGUAACCACAAUACCCGAGGUGACCGCUGGAAGAGCAGUUUCACCAGCAGCCCGGGAUUCAUCCGAGCCGUCAUGGCAAAUGGGUUUCGGACACCUCUCGGCACAUGGGUGGUGAGCGGGCUGCACGGCCUCCCCCUGUGGCUCUACGGGUGCCGGUGGGGAUUCCUGACCCACUGGGGUCUGCCUCCCUGGAUCCAGGCUCUGGGGAUCCUGCUGCUGGCCGCGGGCCGCCUGCUAGCUCUGUCAGCGGAGAUGUGGUGCAUAUGGACACACAUCAAACACCUCACCAAUGACGAGCAGGAGGAGAAGAAGAACUGAAAGCCACUCAGCAGUCAGCUGGAAGAAUGCUGAUGUCAUUGCAGCAGCUUUAUUUGAACACUGGCCUCAGGCCACACGUGGCCUCAUCCCAAGAAAACCAGAUUUGGAUCAGUUCCGCGUAUGCUUCCUCGUUUAUCGCAUCCUCAGCCAGUGCCUUUUCUUCCGCGCCAUCGGCAGGCCGAUUCAAAAUUGUGUCCUUCAAUUUCUGCAACCGCAGAUGGCCCAAAAACUUAGUCUCCCACAGUUCAUAAUUCUUUUCGUCUCCGUCAAACACAAGACGAGACCAACGUGAACUCGUACGUUCGCUCAUGGUGCUGGCACUCCAAUCCGCGAGACACGCAUUCAAACGUGCAUACAAACAAAUGUCUCUCGGUGGCUACUCGCGCCGGAUAUCUCUGCGCACAAACGUCAACCGCGUCUGGGCCCAUAACCUGUUCAACAGAGCUUGACUGCAAGAUGUACCGACUAAAAACAUAUAUACACUUGGGAGGACAAAUAGACUGGAUGCAAAUUCCUGAGAAUGACACUAAAUCCCUUUAUGGUCUGCAGGUGCAUCAGCUUAUAUAGACCUGGUCACAUGACACACACACCUGAAAUGCAUCAGCAAUAAUUGGGAGCACAAUCAGUUCUCAAUUAUUCAAUUAACAAAGGGGAAAGGAGCCUCAGUCAGACUUAGUGUUUUGACAGACUGAGUGUCAGCAGUCAAAUUAGAAAUAUGAAAAUGCCUGCACUAAAAAAAUUCUCUUUGUGGUAAGAGUAUUUGUGAUCGCUGUCAUUUACUUGAUGAAAUCACACCAGCCACAAAGAUGGAAUGCGGCGGGGGUCCUACGUGUACAGCUUUCCAGGGGUCUGUCACUGCCGGUCAUCUCUGAACGUAAAACACUUAAACUGCCAUUCCAAUGGAUGGCGACGUCACAGGACAGGCACAUCAUCUGUGAGGUCACAGAACAUCAAGUGUAAGAGAAGCCUAAAUACAUUCUGAACUGAGACAUCAGUGAGGAGAGACGACAGGCUGGUACAUAAUGUGGGUCUGAAAUGUGAACGUUGGUUACAGGUCUGCCAAACAGAAUCCUUUGCGUAAAUAUAAGGUUGUCAAAGUUUGACUGUGAUGUUUUUCAAUGAUAUUUUUAUUUAUUCCAGAACAAGGCAUCCCAACCGGAUGUUGAGAAAUGUGUUCCGUGUCGGUCUAACUAACAAUAUAGGUGCUUUCACAUUUGGGUUGGGCUAUGACAUUUUUUUAUAAAUCGUGAGCAGCGAUCUGUCUCUGUUCAGGGAUCAGAUCGAUGAUUGUCAAUACUGAGUUGUCUGCGAGUGAUGGAAGUUUAUUCUGUGUCCCAAUAGACUCCGCCCUCCCCCUAUUUCCCUGCCUGACAUCAGACCAGUUCACCCUGGAGGCACUGGGCGGUGUUUGUCAGGGCUCUGUGGGGGACGCGCAGAACCAUUCCUCUAUGGAGGUGUGCAGGUGGAGCAGUGAGCUCAACACCUCAGUGUCAUGUUGGAAACAUUAGAAAGAGUGUGCUCUCUCUUUGCUCCGGACCUUUUCUCUGGAAACUCAGGGAGCGUUUUUAGAGGAGAGACCCGAUGAAUGCUUCGUUUCUCAACAGCUGCAGGAAGGUCCUCCUGUUGUCUGCAAUAAAAUGCUGAAAGACAGUCCUAACAAGUGUGGUCCUCGUCUCCUGUACAAUGCCACACAUCCAGGAAGUGGACUGUUUCCACACAGUUGGUUAGGUAGAGUCUAAAAUAGUGUGUUAUGUUAUUGUGUUCCAGAUAAGAAGAUUAGUAAACAAUCAGUGCCAUUUACUGAGACCCGGAGGUCAGUGAAGGUCUCCUGUGAAGCUGUAUGCUUUUAUGCUCUCGCAGAUUCCUGUUAAAUGGAGACACCCAAGGCAACAACAAAUGUUGGUCUAUUUUCAGACUAGUGCAAAGAAAACAUAAACAAUACAUAUUUCGGCUUUGUUUAAUUGACUGUGUAGAAUUCUCCUAAAUCUACCUUCGAUAAAGCCUCAUGUGCAUAUUUAUUACAUUGUCUUCAUGUAAAUAAUAAACUUGUUUCAUUGUGAUAUAAAUAAGGUCAUAUGUAUUUACCCUGUU
Molecule: messenger RNA, 2869 nt
Organism: Pseudoliparis swirei
Lineage: Eukaryota; Metazoa; Chordata; Actinopteri; Perciformes; Liparidae
Exons: 7
Coding region: 170-778 (202 amino acids)
Biological process (GO): phospholipid biosynthetic process
Cellular component (GO): membrane
Molecular function (GO): phosphotransferase activity, for other substituted phosphate groups
Source: RefSeq, a predicted model, not a curated record